CUCUCUCUCACACACUACAGACAACUCAUCUACUGAAACACUCUAUCUCACUCUCCCUUCUUUCUGUCUCUGGAACCCAUCUGAAGAUCAGGAUGCUGCGCUGUAGAGUGUGUGUCCUGUCUGUGCUGUUAUCUCUCCUCAUCCUCACCCUCAUCCCCUCCACACAAUCAGCAGAUUGCUGUCUAAAGUACACUCGGCGUCCAGUGCCAUGCCGAAUGCUGAAAGACUACAUCUACCAGACCAUUACCUCCUCCUGUGACAUCCACGCUGUCAUCUUCCACACUCGGAGGGACAAGUUUGUGUGUGCCGAUCCCUCUCAAGACUGGACCCAGAGGGUACAACGCUGUCUGCUCAAACGUCAGGAGAGGAAAUCUAAACUCAAGAAAAGUAUUUGAUUUCAUGACAUCGUGACCUGGAGAUGACAUGGAGAGGAUUGGGCUCUGGACAGAUGUACAGCUCUACCUUUCAUUAUAGAACAAUUAUAGUAUAUAUAUAUAUAUAUAUGUUAUUUACCCUAUUUAUGCUUUACAAACGCCUAAAUAUCUCAAUAAUCAUAAAGAUACUGUUUCAGGAUUUCCGUAUUCAUACAAAUCAUUUAAUAUCUGUGGUUAUUAUUGUUCAUCAUAUCUGUAUUGAUUCUGAGGGUGUUUGAGUUUAAUAUCAGUUAUCAAUGUUGUUGGUCUGUUUUAUAAACAGCAAGUGUAGUAUUUCUGAUACACAUGGAGAAACAUGAGUACCACAAAAUAUUUUUGUGUUGAUGUUUCCAGAGAAAACCUUUUUGAUUUUGUAUUUUCAAAGUAUCCAAAUGUGUGUGUGAGUUUUACUGAUGUGUACUGGGUUGCUGUAAGCUAAGAACUAUGAAAUAGACAAUAAAAUAUGUAUUUGGAAAAA
Coregonus clupeaformis (lake whitefish) is the source of this 891-nucleotide messenger RNA. RefSeq names its product C-C motif chemokine 20-like. The transcript has 4 exons. Gene Ontology annotation, cellular component: extracellular region. The record is from RefSeq and is a predicted model, not a curated record. Gene Ontology annotation, molecular function: chemokine activity; CCR chemokine receptor binding. NCBI's taxonomy places the organism in Eukaryota, Metazoa, Chordata, Actinopteri, Salmoniformes, Salmonidae. The coding region runs from base 93 to 395 and encodes 100 amino acids. Gene Ontology annotation, biological process: chemokine-mediated signaling pathway; positive regulation of ERK1 and ERK2 cascade; inflammatory response.